GGGGAUCAAAGCGCCACUCGCGCUCGGGCUCUGUGUUGGAUGUAAGCGCGCGCGCGUUUCGCUCUCGUCGGGGAUCGAAAUCACGCUUCCGUUUUGUUGGAUUACAGCCGAUCUGAUGUUUUAUUACUGCAGUCUGAUGCGGAGAAAUGGGUAAACUCCAUUCCAAACAUGCUGCGAUCUGUAAACCGAGGGAAAGCCCGGAAGGUGAUAGUUUUGUAGUGAAUGCCUGCUUGGCGAGGAAAGGGCUGGACGACUGGCUGGUUAAGCAGAAGUAUUACUGCACGAGCGCUCGGCUGGAACAGCAGGACUGUGCACAGAAAAGUACCUGCGGGACUUCAGCGAGGGACCCUUUGAAGGAAGCUUGUGCUGAGGGUAUUAGUGAUGAGCACUAUCGUUUAGAAGUAGCCCUGCCCCCUGAGAAGAUUGACAGCUGCAGUGCAGAAGAGAAGAUGCAGGAGAAGGAGAGCUCUGCACCCACGGGUCCACACAAACAACUACAGUUUGAGGAGUUGGAGUGUGCUGUUUCAGUGGAGGAGGAUAACAGGCAGGAGUGGACCUUCACUCUGUACGACUUUGACAACAAUGGCAAAGUCACAAGAGAGGACAUCACUAGUUUGCUGCACACCAUCUAUGAGGUGGUGGACGCCUCAGUGAACCACUCGCCCAGCAGCAGUAAAACCCUCCGUGUCAAGCUCUCCGUCACACCCGACGCCAACCAGAGGUGGAGGAACGGCGGUGGCACUCAUGCCAAUGCAGACAUGCCACACCCCAGGCUGAAGGCUGAAAAGUGCUUUGAGGAGCCCAAAAGCUCGGAGAAGAAGUCCAGAGCCCUUCUGAGGCGUCAUCACAGUGACCAUCACACACAGCAGGGUUGCCAGAGACACUGCGUAGAUGAAAACCUGGAGAGAAGGAAUCAUUAUCUAGACCUGGCUGGCAUUGAGAACUACUCCUCUCGCUUCGGGACAGCUGCACCCACCACCGAGCCACCCAAACCCGACCACGCCUCUCGCCCGUCCAAUCAGACUCGCUCCCGCUCUCAAGAGCCCGAGAACGGACACAGCCAUCCACCCCACCACCAUCGGCGCUCGCACACCAUUUCAACUGAGACCCCCGUCCUGCAGGACAGCCUCUGUCUCCGCCCCCGAGCCCAGGACUCCACCCACCACUCUCAUGGCCUACGAUCACCCAAAGCCCAACCUUCCUGUGGCAGAGUAAUGAAGCGAGGCCCUGCUCCUCCUCCUGCUCCACCCGUCAAUGCCGCGUCCCACCAGAGCUCUGCACCUUACCGGCGACACAAGCAGCGGCCCAGGGAGGGGCCUCUGGCGCGAGGGGCCGGUCCUCCGGGACGUGGGGCGGGGCCAGUCAUGAGUUCGGGACCGGUGGUGGAGAAGGAGCAGGUGAGGGAGCUACCCAGCGUCGUGCUGUACGAUGGCGGCCUGGCGCAGGUGGUGCAGCGACAUGAACACCACCACCAUCAUGAGCACCAUUACCACUACCACCAUUUCUACCAGUCGUAAGCGGAGAGCGUGAGACGGAGCAAAGGAAGCUGCGCAGGCCCGAGCACGGCUGAGCCGAGACUGACAGACAGCAGGCGUCAUGUAGUGUGUGUGUCUUUGCAUGUGUAUGUAAGAAGGCAAGAGGUUCGAUCAGACUGAUCUGCAGGCUAGGAAAGGGCUAUAUCUCUCUGUUUAUUUUCUCUUCCUCUGGAUUACUUUAUUGCUCGUGCUCUAAUAUACAUUACGAACGCCGUCUCACGAUUGAAAAUUACACAACUCAUUUGAGACAUGUCAUGGGGUUAGAGGUCAUAGAUUUUUUUUUUUAAAUCACGUAAAAAUUCUGCGUGAGAUUGAGUUGAAUAUAAAUUAUGUGAAGUCCCUUAAAAGGGUUAUGACUGUUAAAUGAAGUAUUGUGAACUAUGAAGGAAAGGGAGAGAUAGAUAAUCUCCUGUGUGUGUGUGUGUGUGUGUGUAUGUACUAUGUAUGCAUGUAUGUACAGUAUAUGUGUGUGCCUAAAUUGCCUACGGUGUCUUUUCGACGCUGAUCCUGUGUUAUUGCCACUCGAUAACCACUUGAAAAAGCACUUGUGGUGCGGCUCCAUUUAUUCUGUAAAGGACAGACGGAUCAGACCUGGUUCCCAUCAUGCAAUACAGGACGCAGCUUCAGAGACUGCGAGGAAAAAAUAACGAAACUUGGAGAAUGAAGAACGUGAAAGAAGAAAUCCUAAUCUGCUGCUACCUCUAGUAUUAUUAUAAUUGUCGAGAAAAUGAUCAUUUAGAUAGUAUUGUUUAUUUUUUAUUUUUGUUUUUUACUAUUACAUCACCAAUCUACAGUUAUGACAUUUUUAAAAAUCGCAUACAUAUGCUACAGACUUCGUUGUAUGUACCUGUUUAACAAAAAUAUACCGUCGACAUUGUAAGCUUUAUGAAUAAUGUGAUAUUUUUAUUCAUUCUGUAAAUUGUUUGUUCUUUCUCAGCCCUAGAUUGAAUUCAGCGUCUCAGUAUUUUUUUUUUUGUAAAGACCACUAAGUAUGAAAGAUUAAUAGCACAGUGAAGUGUAGUAUAUGAUGCUAUAUGCUGUAUGAGGAUUUGCCUUUUCAAAGCAAUUUGAAUCUGUGCAGGUGUGAAUGAAUGAGUGCAAAUUUUGUACACUCUUGGAAAAAAUGUGGUAAAAGAAAAACACACACACACACACACAGAAAGAAAUGUAUUUUAUACCAGCAAGACGUUGAUGGUGUUCAGUUUAACGGAUGUUCCCUCGUUAUUUCAGAAAACACAGUCAAGUAAUGUAUGAUAAGAUAAUAAUUAAACAAAGAAAAGGCUAUCAGUUCAAAAGUUUGCACCCCUCUUUCUGAACGUGAGAUAUACUUUCUCCACAAUUUGGUGAAUGUGACAUAAACUCCACAUUCUCCAAACAUUGCAACAGUUUAUUGUCUUUUUAACAUCCUCUAACAUUUUUAUUAUUCUCUGUAUCAACUCUUAUAAUAUUCAGAAUUUUUAUUUCUUGGGUCUUUUUUAGAUAUAAAUAUGUAAAAAAAGUAAAAUAUUCCAUGAUUUUACAAUUUAUUUUUAACCCAGAAACCAUGGGGGAUGCAAACUUUUGCACUAAUGAAAGAAACCUGGAAAUGUUGUGUGUGUGUGUGUGUGUGUGUGUGUGCGUCACCUGUCUCAAUCCUGAGCUGCAGCAUGACAGUAAUGGUGGUGGGUUACAGUCUCCACUCUAACCAUAACUCACCAGCGCUAAGCCCGCUAUCAGACGUGUGUGUGUGUGUGUGUGUGUGUGAGAGAGAGAGAGAGAGAGAGAGAGAGAGUGAGUGUCAGAGAGAGUAUCAGACAGAAACAUGCAGACAGGAAGAGGGUGUGGGUUGAAGAAGCAGUUUUUUAACAGGGGUGUGUGUGUGUGUGUGUGUGUGUAUGUUGUAGGAGUUCAAUAAUGGAUAAAUUUUACUGUUUGAAUUCUACUAGAAUUUUCGGAAUAUUUAUGUAUUCAAAGGCAAAAAAAUCCACAUUGGAAUAUUUAAGGUCCCACGUCUAUCAAAAUCCGUUUCAUAACAUUUUUUGGCUAAAUGAUUUGUGUCACUUGUUUAGUAAAAGGGCUCUGAAAAAAAAUGUCAUUUUUAAAAGUGUAUUUUAUUUUUUAAGUUCUUAAUUAUGUCUAAUUUUUAAAAUUAAAUUUAAAAGUGAUAUUACAUGUAAAUAGUUAUUUUUCCAUUCGCACUUAUUGGUUACAUUUUCUCCGAAUGCUGUUCUGUUUGGUGAAUAUAUAGGUUUUAAAACGCUGUUGUCUAUGUAGUGAGCGUAGAUAGUGAAUAUGAAGCCAUUUGGGAUGUGGCCUAACUCGAUUAUUUUUGUGAAGACGGGUUUAAAAUGGCAGAUUGUUAAAUAAAUGCAAAGCUAGCAAAAUAAAUGUCAAAUUUAGUCAAAUAGCAACAUCAAUAAACCAUUACUGUAAAAAUCCAAAUCGAUAACGUUUAUGAAACAAAUAUUAAGAAUUUGUUUCCUUGUAUUUUUGCUUUUAUGUGAUACAAAAGCAAAAUGUAGCGUUACUUAUAAUGUUCUGUUUGCAACAAGGAUUAAAUUAAAGAGUUUAGAGCUGAACAAGGAUUUGUUUAUCUAAUUUUAUUUUAAUUCAAGUUGUGUUGCAUCACUUCAUUUUAAACACGGUUUAACAAAUCAGCAAUUACAUCCAGAAUCUCAUAUUCUAAUCUUGAUGUUUAAAAUAUUAAAAUAUCACCUGAAAACAAUUCUGACAGACCUUCGAUGAUGGAUUCACCAAACUAGCAUUUCCUUCGAGAGGCUCUUUAAUGUCCAGUGAAUAUAAGAUGUGCUUUUAAUUUGGAAAUGUAGCUAAGGUUGAGAUGAUGAGAUGAUGAAAAUUAAAUAUCUAAAUAGUUCAAGACAUGAUGUGUAUCACAAGAUAAAGGUUUUCAAACAAACUGCCAGUGAAACAGUUGUGUAGCAUUUAAAAAUAAACCCUUCAAAAUGUUGUGGUGAUACUUUUAUUUAUUGUCUACAAAAAAACAGAAGGAAACUGAAAGAAGAAUUUAAAAAAGUAAUAAUAAUAAUUAAGAAGGCUAAAUAUUCAAAGCGUAGAAAACUUCAGCUCAAAACAGUUCCUUGUUAUUUGAAAAAGCUUGAAGUUAUUAAAAGAUAUCACGAUACUGACGAUAUAUCAGGAAGUGUAUUUUGAUAAGAAUUUAUCACAGUAUUGAUAUUAUGUCAUCAUAUCGCCCGGCUCUUAAUGUAGCUCACCUCAGCGGCUGGAUUAAAAUUAAUCCCCUAAAAAGUUUUCUGUAAAACUAAACCCUGUGUUAAACCAGGGCUUAAAUGGAAUCCUAAUUAUUUUUAUACAAGUUUUGAAGUCUGUUACAACUGGAUUAAGAUCCAUUUUGAUUUAAUCCAGGUUUAAAUCCUCUAAGGCAGGGAUUCCCAAACCGCUUAAACUGAAAUAAAAAAAUAUAUAUCCACGGAUUGCCGGAGUUAUUUUAUCAACACAAUCCAAAUAUUCAAAUAUUAAGCAUAUCAUUUAAACAUGUACAGUAUUUUGGCUAUUUAUUUGAGAAAUUGAUCUUUUUAAUUUCUGAAUUCAUCACUCAGAACACAUUUAUUACAUCUUAUUAAAGUUAUAAUUAGAUUUGAGUUGACAUUACUGACUUCUUUCUGAGUUAUUGAGGUUUGGAUUGAACUCGUUCAGUUCAAGUAACCAGGUUAAUAAUUACAAGAACUUACUAAUAAAUAUAAUAAAUUUGAUAAAUGUGAUUUCCACCACUGUAACACAAUAAAAAAAUCACAGACCCACGGUGGUCCAUCGACCCCACUGUGAAAACCAGGUAAUUCAAACUUUAAUUAAUAAAAACUUUAAGUUUUUAAAGAGGAAUGUAAAGGUAUGUAUAAUGAUAACAGUCUACCAGUGAGGUUUAGAGCCUUAUUUAUUUAUUUAUUUAAAAUGUCACAUUUGUUCUUAAGAAAAGUGCUUAAUUCACCUGUGUUCAAGUGAUAUGUGUAUAUAUAUAUAUAUAUAUAUAUAUAUAUAUAUAUACAGUCGAAUAUACACAUGCAACAUAGUUGUGUGCUAAAUAAGGGUGUACUUAAUAAUUAAAAUAUGUUGAUGGAAUUAUUACAAACAGUGGAAUGAAAAUGGGCAAAAAACUGACUCACAUUAACCUUCUUUACCUUAUAACAAAUACGUAUAAUUUAAAGCAACCUUUUUUUUUAAAUUUUUGUAGUUUUUAUACAUGGCCUAUAAUUUGUUUUUUAUGGCAAUGCAAGCAUUACAACUACAACAUAAAUGUAACAAAAUAAAAUAAAAUAAAAAUUAGCAAAAAGUUCAUAAGUCAGGUUGGAAAAGUGUUACUUUGCGCGUGGUUUAUCAAAUUUUUGAAUUAUGAAAUUGUUACUACACAUGAAUUUUCACGUACGGCCAUUUUAGGAUAAAAUUUGUGUGUAUGAAUGUUUUAGAAACCAAUCUGAAACUGCUUCUCUCCCCGCACUUUUCUCUUCUUGUAAGGAGGGAACGAGCAGCAACUUAAAAUGCCUGUCGCCUUUGGUAUGAGCUUUAUGAGCUAGGAGCAGAGAAAGACGCGCACGCACACACACACACACACACACACACUCACACACACACACACACAGCUUCAGGGUGGUCUCAUUAGGACUAAUGUGUCAUUGUUCUUUUCAGCUGUUCUCCCUCUUUCUCUCUGUCUGUCUGUGUGUAGUGUAGCCAGGCGUGGCAGCCCUUUUCUCCCUUUACAUGAGCAAGAUUAAUGACACCAUGUGCUACUGCAGACUGUGUGUGUGUGUGUGUUAUCAAAGAGGAUUUUUAAGUGUUUUCUUGUCUCAUGCUUAAUGAUAUUGACGGAAACACUCCCGACUUUUGGGAAGCAAUACAUCGGACACUCUCUGAUCACUGUGCAUAUUCUCACCUAUUGCGGUAUUUUCCAGAUAUUUUUUUCCAUCAGUUUAAAAUGAUUUUCUGUCACAUAGCGCUUUUUGUAAAUAGUAUUCUUCGGGUUGGCUGAUGGCUUCAUUUCUUUCUCUCUCACAGAGUUCUCACACACCACUUAGUUUGUAUAGAGCUGGAUUUGAUCCGUUGCUUUAUUUAUUUUUUUGAGAGCCGGACUGUGCCGAGACAACUACACUUUCAUUAAAGGCUGAACUUCCAUAUCAGAUUGUGUUCGCAUUGUGCUGUUUCAGCGUAAUCAGUAUUGGUGUAAAUUUUGUUUUCUAAAGGAGAUGCAAAUACCACGAUGGCAGUACUGUAGCUCUGCCUUAGGUUUAUAUGUAAAUGUUUUCUAUGAGAUGUUUGUUUAACAUUCAUGGAAGGAGUCUCCAGUGUCAGUGCUUUGUAACAAUUUUCAAAUGUGUGAAAGCGAGUGAUUGAAUAUUUGUAGGAUUUAAGUAUAUGGAAUUAUUGUUGCAGCCAGUAGAUUGAUAACUGAUUAGAGUUUGGAAUUGAUCCAAACAGGAUCAAGGUCACAGCAAGGUCAAAUGCCUGAAAUAGCUUUUUUCUUCAAUAGUCUCCUUCCUGUUUGUAUAUUUUAUGGGAAUUUCAAGCAAACAGAUUAGCAAGAAGAAAGAUGCCAUUGGUAAUGUUACUAUAAAUGGCUAAAAAGUAUGAUAUGAUAUGAUGUCAUUAAUAAACUAAACAUUGUAACUGUUGGCAAACAGCUGUGGUAUAAGAGGAAUAAAACACUUCAGGACAUGCUGGUCUUGGAAAAGAAUCAACUCUGGCAUGGUAUCAGUAACUCCACUAUCAGAAAACACCUUCCUUGAUUAUUUUCCUAUAACAGCAUGACACAGAGUGUUUUAUUCCUUACAUGUAGCCUAAUUAGCCAAUGUGCUUAGGAAU
Molecule: messenger RNA, 7343 nt
Organism: Pangasianodon hypophthalmus (striped catfish)
Lineage: Eukaryota; Metazoa; Chordata; Actinopteri; Siluriformes; Pangasiidae
Gene: nkd1
Product: NKD inhibitor of WNT signaling pathway 1
Exons: 10
Coding region: 147-1517 (456 amino acids)
Biological process (GO): negative regulation of Wnt signaling pathway
Cellular component (GO): cytoplasm
Molecular function (GO): calcium ion binding
Source: RefSeq, a predicted model, not a curated record